GGGUAUUCCGUACCUACACUCGUUACCGUUCCCCUGUGCAGUUUGCCGACGCAAAAAUCAACAUACGAAUUAAAUCUGCAAUAGUGCUUCAAGUGCAGUGCUAUUAUUAAACCUAGCAUGUUGGAUAGAAGCGCCAUAAUGCGUCACGCCAAGUGCUGCUGCGUCCCCGUGGAGACGGCCACCUUCAUUUUUGCAGUAUUUAGUUCUGUUAUAUCGGGGUUCGCGACUGUGGCCGCCGCGACAGCCAACACCUGGUUGGGUGCCGUCACGGGUGAUGAGAACUUCCAGCAGAUCUGGGAUGAUCCCGAGAGCAUCCGUCAAUCUAUGGGCGACCGGGUGUACAACCAAAGGUUUGCGGAUUACUCAGCGGCGUUGGCUGCCAUGAUGUUCUUCUUCACCUGCUCUGUGGUUUCCUUCAUCUUCUCAGUGUUCCUGUGCUAUGGAACCCAUAGGAGGCGCCCAGGUUUCGUGAAGGCCUACCUGGUGUAUGGAGUAGUGGUGACCAUCCUCAUGAUGACUGGAGCUGUUCUCUACUCCUGGGCCGCUGAAGAAAUCAUUGUGGGCUCCAUGAUCCUUAUUGGCUGCGGUGUGUACUCCAUAAUCCUCCUGAUGGUCCAGCGCACAUACGAAACUCUGCGUGUCGAGCAGAGCCGCAACUCCGGACAACUGCUGUGCCCCGAACCAGAACCUUGCAUGAAGUCUUAAACAUUACACAUUACAUCGGGGAAUAUUCUAUGUAACGCAAAUCGAUGUUCGAUUUAAGGAUACUCUCUAUCCAGUUUCCGUACUCAGAUCCUUGCAUAUGUGAUGAUAAAUAUUCUAUGUAACGGGAAUCGAUGUUCGACUUAUGAAUUGCUACUUUGCCCAGGGUCAGAGCUGUGCAUAAAAUCUUAAAUAUAAAAUCGGAAAAUAUUCAAAGAUAAUGUAUAUUAUACUAACUCACAAUCCAAUUUCUGUGCCCAGAAUCCGAUCAUUGC
Messenger RNA from Leguminivora glycinivorella, 977 nucleotides. RefSeq lists its product as uncharacterized. The record is from RefSeq and is a predicted model, not a curated record. The transcript has 6 exons. Bases 118 to 705 code for a protein of 195 amino acids. Lineage: Eukaryota; Metazoa; Arthropoda; Insecta; Lepidoptera; Tortricidae.